This is a messenger RNA of Arctia plantaginis, 2370 nucleotides long. The record is from the annotation of a GenBank genome assembly. NCBI's taxonomy places the organism in Eukaryota, Metazoa, Arthropoda, Insecta, Lepidoptera, Erebidae.
AUGGAUGAUCCCCACAACUCGUCACCGCAAACGUCUGAAAUAAAGAACAUUCUUCCGGAUGUCGUGCAUUCUCAACAGAUAGCUACUGUAGGAAAUAUUACACAUGAACUAGACUCAACUUUACCAGGCAGCGGAAACACUGAAGAACACUGCGGUUCACAUGAUGACGAUGAUAGUAAGACUGAAUCUAUAUCGGAACAUAUUCCCUCCAAAAUUGAGUAUUCUACAGACUCAGACAAUGCUACAAAUACGCAGGGCUUUCCUAAGUUUGAGCAAGAGCAGGAGAAAGUAUUUAAAAACAGUUCGCUGACCAUUCCUCGUCCAGAUUCUCCUGCCAGUGGUAACAGCACACAUGAUGAAAGCAGAGGCAGCCUGUCCUUGCCUUUAGAUGUUAAUGCUGUUUCCGAUAUACAAUUAUUAAGUGAAGAGAGCCCAGUCAAUUUAGCAAUAUUGUCAGACUUAUCAAAAGAGCUUGAACAAUCACAUUUAUCUGUUGGGAACAUUAAUCUUAAUGAGAGUGAUGUAGAAGAGCUGUCUCCUAAAAGUAAUAAUUACCAGGAAUCAUUAAAUGAAGAAUCUAGCAAAUCGUUAAAUGAGCUACAUAAUCCCAGUGAUUUUUCAGAGAAAUCAAACUCUCCAGAUAAACCUAGUUCUGGAUCUGAAGAAAUUAUAAAGCUGGAUAUAAGAGGUCAAGCUGCUCCAAAGUUUCCGUUUGCUGCAGCUAAAAUAAUCUUCGGACCGCCUCCAGAAGGUGCCACUAUUAUUGAGCCAAAUGUUGAACAAAUACCAGUCUUCCCAAAUUUGUUAUCACCGUUUCUUGUUGGUGCUGGAGAUAGUGUGCAAGUAGAAGAAGUGUUUGAUGACCAGGAGCAGAGGAAAGAACCAACUCCAGAAUCCUUGCAAAUGUCACCAGAUAAGCUGAGUGAAUCAAGUGAAAAGUUAUUACAGUUAUUAUCUGACGAACAAAGUUAUUCAAAUGAGAAAGUUGAAGCUGACUUGUUGGUAGAAGAAAUGACCAUUGACGAUGAAUUAAAGGUGGCAGACGGAGAGAGAGCUGAUAAUGAAUCAUUGCCAAAGUCUAUGCCUGCAGAAGAGACUAUGUCUUUUAGUACAUUAACUACAGAUUAUAAAACAAUUUGUGAAGAAUAUCACGGAAAGCUUGUGCAUUUGGAAGCUGCUAUAACACAGCGUGAUGAAUUAAUCGAAGAACUGACUAUCUCAUUACAGCGUUCUGUCCGUGAACGAGAUGAGCUCAGUUACGAGAACAAACAUCUUACAAAUGAAAUGUGUAACUUACAACACAUGGUUGCAGAACAUUCACAUUCCGAUAAUGACACCAUAAAAGGCCACCUAUCUGACUUUGUAAAGUAUCAAAGCAUGAUCAAGGAUGACAGUACAAAGUUCUACUCCGCUAUCAUGAGUGGGGGUUCCUCAUUACAAAGUUCAAACGGAGAGAAAGACAUGGACAGAGAAGAGAUCAUUAUCAAUCAUUCCAAAUCUGACUUACGUUCUUCCAAUGUUUCCGAUGAGUUUCAAACUGGCUUUGAAAAUAAACUGUCCACGAUUAUAAAUAAGUUUGAAAGUUAUCUUGAAGAUAAUGUGCGGAAUAAGCUUAGAGAAAGUUUGAUUCAAGUUUUAUGCGAUGAAAUAGGGAAGAUGAGGAUUGAUAGUGCCACUGAAAUAAAAGAGUUAGAGAGUCAAAUGCAACAGGACAAACAGGUUUAUUCUGUAGAGACAAGGCAAUUAAGGGAGCUGUUGGCGUCUGUGAAAGCGGGCAAUGCUGAUAUAGAUCUCUUAAGGCAGGAGCUUGCCGUGAAACAUGAGAAAGAGAUGGAGAAUUUAAGGACUUACUUUGAAAAAAAAUGUUCCGAUAUGGAAAGAAGUUACUCCGAGGAAGUGUGGCGCGGCAAGUGCGCUUCCCCGGGCGGCUCGGCCUCGUCUUUAGAUGCGGAGGCGUGCGCUGCGGGGGCCGGGGACGCCAGGAGGCGCACGAGGAGUGCUGACUUCCCCUCACUCACACUCGAGUCCUCACAGCUGGAGCAAGCUGUGAAGCAAGCCAGCAAGAAGUACGAGCUACAGUUAGAUGAACAAAAGGCGGAACACAUGGCUUAUGUCAACGAGUUGAAAGCUGCACAUAGAGAUGCUAUUGCAGCACUUGAGGAGCAGGUAACCCAACUCAAAGCGCACAUCCACACUUCAGAGAACACCGAAUCGAAUGUCUCCCUCUAUCAACAGGACAUAGACUUGGAGUUAGAAAAGAAGAUGGAGGCUCAGCUCGAACAGAGACUGGAAGAAGUAAGGGAUGAGGUCAGACAGGAGGUCGUCAAUCACCUUCAGGAACAGUUGCAGGUAUGUGGGGAAUACAUGUAA